UGUAGGUUAGAUGGGCUUGAGAUCGCUAUGACAGGUCGGCACAACAUCGAGGGCCGAAGGGCCUGUACUGUGCUGUAAUGUUCUAUGUAAUCCAAACUAAAAAAUGGUAUCUUGUGGAGAUCAAUGGACAACACCUGGCUUAUUUGUUUCCUGCCUCCUGUUAAUUUCUAUGGAUCAACGUGCGGCCCUACCUGAGAAUGAGCCAUGCAGUCCGUGGAGGCUCAGAUUUAACCCCUGUUAACCUCAGUUAACUGAUAUCACCAUUUGUGUCGAGCAGCUUUGGAAGUAAGUCACUCAUCCCUGCAUGCUGGACAAGGGAUAUAUCAAGGUAGUUGGGAUAACCUCUCUGGCAUUAGCUCUCAGUGACCACUUGGGUAAAAUAACUGAUAACCCAAUUGCCUCCUAUAAAGCUCAGUGUAAGCUACUUUGAGAUGAACAAGUUACCCGAAUUAUAGGUUGUGAAAGAAGAUUUAUUACCCAUUAUCAUCCUUCAUCAGUAAAUGAGAGUUAUCAGUAAACAAGCUAAUAAAAAAAACAAGCUAAUAAAACAUGUCUGUGUGCUGCAAUAGUGAUUAUAACAUCUGAGUGAUUAAUGAAACGUGCAUUUUCUUUGGUAAGUUGAAAUCAUGGUUUAAAGUUCAUCUGACAUUAGUGCCGUACUUUGAUUUAAGGCACAGUAAAAGUACAACUGAGGAACCCCCCCUUUUCUCCUCCCUCAUUUACUGUAGGACUUCCAAUUUUGUCAGGCCUUCCUGGCACUGUUAACCAUUCUAAAGGCAAUCGCUGCUUUGUUAACAGCCAGUUCACAGCCAAUCAGAUGGACAACUGAUGUCGCAACAACUGAAGUCACUUUUGCUUUGUUCAACUUCAACCUAGUCACAGAUCGAAUUAGAAAAAGAGAGACGGUGUACCAGUGAGUGAAUGAGAGCGAACCUUUUCCAAAACAUAGGGAAAUGGAAGGAGUAGGAUUUUCACCAGAAUUUCAGGAUAUGACGCUGGUCACAGGGAAGGUACCAACAGAGGGCCUGUCUCGUGACUUGGAUAGUGUGGAGCUCCUGGAUCUACUGUUUGAUCAAAAGGAUGGGAUUCUUCGCCAUGAGGGCUUCCAUACAGAUGGCAGGGGGAGCACGGAGAGCUGGGGAAUGGCACAGCCCAGUAUCCACGUUGGCAGCAGCAAUGAGGAGUUUCUGUCUUCAAUCCUGGCAGAAACUGUCCCUGCCUCCCCGCUCUGGUCCUCAGCCGGCAGUGACAGCGGGAUCUCGGAAGACCACCUCUCGGAUCAGCUGGACAGUCCCCAGCACUGUGUCGUGUCCAACAGCACCCAGAACAUUGAAGCAGUCCAUGCGGAGCUGCCAUUUCAGCCUGGGCCAGAAUCCAGCUGCUGGGCUGCUGGCCUGAGACCCCCAGAGCCGGAGAUUUCCCUUGGUUUCGAUGACUGGAACUCAGAACCUUUUGAGGAAGGGAGACAGAACAUUCCAUCACAAUCUACUCCGAACAAUGUCCUCUCCCUCACUGUCAAGGAUUUACUGCUUUCAAACACAAAUGAAAUGCAUAAGCCGCAGUUGCAGCCACAUCAAGCCCGGGAGCUGGUGCUCAACGAAGAUGAGAAAAAGUUGUUGGUGAAAGAAGGGGUCACACUUCCUUCGCAGCUGCCGCUCACCAAACAAGAAGAGCGGAUUUUAAAGAAGAUCAGGAGAAAGAUUCGGAAUAAACAGUCAGCACAAGAGAGCCGGAAGAAGAAAAAGGAAUACAUAGAUGGCUUGGAAAACAGGAUGGCAGCCUGCACAGCCCAGAAUUAUGAACUGCAGAGGAAGGUCAUCCGACUGGAAAAGCAGAACACGACAUUGCUACAGCAAUUGCAAAAACUCCAUACCCUGGUCAUGCAUUCAACAGGCAAGACUGCACAGACAGGCACCUGUAUUAUGGUGCUGAUGCUGUCAUUUGCUUUGGUUAUUUUCCCUAGCUUAAGCUCAUUCAGCUCCAGUAAGGGUGUAAAGGAAGAUGACUUCACUCCUGUACGAGUAUUUUCCAGAUCUUUGCAUGAUCUGGAGUCAUCUCGGGUGCUUCAGGUGUUGAGCAGUCCUCACAGCCACGCUCCAGGAGAGAAGCAUUCAGAAUGGAAUGAUCAGCUUAUUGUGGAGAGCAGAGGCACAGCCGCCAAACAAGACCAAACUGUGAAUGGCAAAGAAUUCAUUCAAGAUACUGAAAGGCACUCGCCUAAUGGGUCCGACUCUUCACUGAGUAUUGGUGACAUUGCCAAUGAAGUCACCAUCCUUGAGGAUCUCAAUCCUGAAGACCAUAUUGAAGAUCCUGGUCGAGGACACUCGCCGUGGACUGAACUAACCCCUGACCAUCGAGAUGACAUGUAGGGUGUUUGGAAAUCUGGGACUUUUCUCGUUUGGUGAUGUUUAAAGGGGAAAGGAAUCAUGACUGAUCAAACAUGGAAGAUCAGAAUAAGAUUGACAUCAUUCCGUCAAUGUACAUUGUACCAGUUUUCCCUUGUAUAUCAGAAACAACCACCUAGUCACAAAUUAGCUGUAUUACACAGCCCUGAUGUUGCCCUGAUCUGCCCUGUCUUGGCUUAACUGGGUACAAUUUUAAUUUUUUUUACAGGAAAUAUCAAUCCUAAUGACAUUAUUCUGAACAAUCAUUGCAUUAAUUUUCAGAAUACUGAUUGAUAUUUUUCAAAACUAAUCAGUGUCAGUAGGAAUGAAAGGAGCCAGUGUGCAGAAACCAUUACUGUUUUGCUCCUUGUUAUAAUGCCAAGUACACAUUUACCUUUCUCAAGUCUGGGUCAGAAAUGUGCUGCAAGACUGCUGGAUCUCUAUGGUGAUAUCAUAUUGUGAAUUGGCCCCUCUCCCUGGUUUGCGAAUCUGAACUUCACAUUUUCUGAGGUUAUCCGCUACACAUGGUUUCAACAGUUCUAAUGGCACCCAUUGUUUCCAGUUCUGUGGUGAAGAUGGUGAUAGGUGGGUACAGGCUUUGAUAGGUAAGGAAUGAGCCCCUGGCAAUCUUACCCAACUUGCCCAUGAGCACCAAUGUGGAGAUUGACUGGUUAUCAGGUAGGAAGCUGUGACAGGGAGACUGCAGGAUUCUUCAUAAUGAGCAUAAUGAAGUUUCCUCCCUUGUACUUCUCUUGUGACACACCUGAGAAAAAAACAUCAUUCUGGGUCUCUAAAUCCAAUUGCAGACUCCAUUCUCUCUAAGCACAGCCCACUCAACAGCCUUUCCUCUCCCAUCAUCCACCCUGUAGUACUUUGCCUGCCUCAAUAUCAAUGCCAUAUCAUAUCCCUUACCCCCAACUCCCCAUUGCCCUCACCUUUUACCCCUUCACCAUCAAGCCUUCCUUAUCCUCUGCGUCAACCUCUAUCAUAACCCCAUACACAGUACUCUUUUCUGAUAUACUUCUUGCUGCUUUAUACUUGUAUGCCUUUCCAAAAAAAUGUUGUAAGGUUUAAUUCAUGUUCACUGAAAUGAUUUUUUUGUAAAGAUUUCACUGCCAUGAUCAGAAU
Messenger RNA from Stegostoma tigrinum, 3512 nucleotides. RefSeq names its product cyclic AMP-responsive element-binding protein 3-like protein 3. Gene Ontology annotation, molecular function: RNA polymerase II cis-regulatory region sequence-specific DNA binding; DNA-binding transcription factor activity, RNA polymerase II-specific. The coding region runs from base 954 to 2369 and encodes 471 amino acids. Gene Ontology annotation, biological process: regulation of transcription by RNA polymerase II. The transcript is spliced from 10 exons. Gene Ontology annotation, cellular component: nucleus. NCBI's taxonomy places the organism in Eukaryota, Metazoa, Chordata, Chondrichthyes, Orectolobiformes, Stegostomatidae. The record is from RefSeq and is a predicted model, not a curated record.